This is a messenger RNA of Physella acuta, 782 nucleotides long. RefSeq names its product protein RER1-like. Gene Ontology annotation, biological process: protein retention in ER lumen; retrograde vesicle-mediated transport, Golgi to endoplasmic reticulum. Lineage: Eukaryota; Metazoa; Mollusca; Gastropoda; Physidae. Gene Ontology annotation, cellular component: Golgi membrane. The record is from RefSeq and is a predicted model, not a curated record.
ACUUCCGGUUCAAAUGAUUAGUUAGAUUCUUUACCUUCCAACGUGGCUAUUUCAGUUAAUUAGGGUUAUUUCUACAUAUUUCAUAUACCGGCGCCUAUUAACUCUUUACAGGACAGAGUCUAUAUUAAGAAAUGGAAGUAGACUCUGCUCCUGCCCCACCAGGCACUUUAUACAAGCUGUAUAAAACAGUUUCAAAUCGCCAUCAAUACUACCUUGACAAGGCAACACCCCAUCUUUUACCAAGGUGGAUUUUUGCUGUAGUUUUAGUUAUUGCAUACUUCCUUAGAGUAUUCUUUUUACAAGGCUGGUAUAUAAUUACAUAUGCAUUAGGUAUCUAUUUGCUGAAUUUGUUUAUUGCCUUUCUUACACCAAAAAUUGAUCCUGCUGGAUUUGAAGAUUCAGAUGGAGAUGAUGGCCCAUCACUGCCUACAAAAAAUAGUGAAGAGUUUAGGCCAUUUAUGAGGCGGCUUCCUGAAUUUAAAUUUUGGUAUUCUUUUACUAAAGCAAUUGUUGUGGCCAUGAUCUGCACAUUUUUUGAUGCAUUGAACAUCCCAGUCUUCUGGCCAAUUCUGGUCAUGUAUUUUAUCAUUCUCUUUACACUUACCAUGAAGAGGCAAAUCAAGCACAUGAUCAGGUCACCACAGUGUGUGACAUCUAGUGAUUAAUGCCCAGCUGGUUGCAUCUGUUAAAAACACCAUCACACUAUUUUUCUGGCAACUCAAAAUGUUUACAAUGGACCUAAAAAUAAAAAAGAACUUGUCUAAAUAAGCUAAAUAUAUUUU